Messenger RNA from Bemisia tabaci, 1574 nucleotides. Its product is annotated as protein D2. The record is from RefSeq and is a predicted model, not a curated record. Lineage: Eukaryota; Metazoa; Arthropoda; Insecta; Hemiptera; Aleyrodidae.
CUGCACUUAGAUAGAAGAUAUUCAACUCAAAAGCAAUUUAAAAAAAUUGAAAUUUGAAAAAAUUGAACGAAGUAUAUAGAAUGCAUGCUAUCUUUUGCGUAACCUAUUGUCUUAGCUUUUGAGGAAGCUCACCACAAUCGAUAUCGAACGGUUGCGGCCGCCUUGUCUAAGUGAUUCAAUGGUCUUAAAGAUGGCUUUUUCUCAAAUGAAAAAGAAUCUGCGAGAAUUUAAAAUUAUACUAGAUAUCAAAGAGCCUCUAAAAUUGCCAAUGAUGAUGAGUGGUUCGUUCUCUGUUUACUGACCUAAGUAAAAUCAGAGUAAAUAUAUAAUUAAGAAAUGCCAUUUUCGAACGAAUACCAGACGUUGCCUUAAAAAGAGUGCAUAUUUGAGGUGACUGACGCUUCGAGGAGAAAAUUUUCUGUAACUUUUUCAAAAACUUACAGCACGUUUUGGCUUUGGUCCUUUGAGGCUCAUAUCUCUUUCAAGUUUUGAGCUUUCAGGGUCAAACUUGCUUCAACAUUUUUAGAUCUUCUUCCUCCGUGCAUUUUUAAAAAAGUUCAGGGAAAUUGCGUAAUUCAGCAUGACUAAAAUGGGUGAUUAAAAAAAGAGAUAGUCACCAGUGUGGGUUUGAUGAAUCAAAAAUCGGAUCAAAGAGCUUCUCUGUUUGCAAUUAUUAUUGUGAUGAGUGGCUGAUAUACCCUUUAUCAAAGAUGCUUUUCUCUUAGACCGUAAGAAUAUUAAGAAAUUACCGCACAAAUAUUCCGGAGUCAAAUAUGACGGGUGGCUGAGAGGUUAUGUAAGCCAGCAGUGAUGAAGUUUUACAAUAGAUUUGUGUCGUUAUUCCUGACAGUAAGAUUAGUUAAAUUAACAGAGGUGCCAUUUACAUCAACACAGAAUGUGAAGAUGAAGGAUGUUCUCCUCAAAGAUCCGAUAGAACUUGAAGAAGAUCUAAAAUAUUGGAAAAUUAUCCCUGACCUCCUAAAGGAGGCUCCAAAGCAGCCGAUGCAGGCAUGGUGGUUAGAUGGUGGAUGGACAGGCACAGAGGCAAUCUUCGGAAAUGAAAUAAAUGACCCGGAAAUUACGGCUGAGGAACCAUUCUGGUUAGAAUGGAAAACUAACAAUGACACAUUUCACACUAUGAUGAUGGUGGGUAUCGAUGAAAAACCUAAGAAAUACACAUCGUUCAAAGAAAAACAAUAUUGGAUUAUUGUGAACAUAAAAGGGUUUGAUUUUCUUGCAGGAGAGUAUUUAACCGAAUACAUGGGCCCGGAUCCACCAGAGAAUAAAGGCUUACUUCGAUACGUGUUUCUAGUAUAUCGACAGCCUGAUAAACUAAAAUUCAAGGAGAAAAAAAUAUCAUCCAGGAAGGACAUCUAUCGAACGAAUUUUUCCAGCAAAGCCUUUGCAGAUAAGUACAAUUUAGGAAAACCAAUGGCAAUAAACUUUUUUCGAGCGAGAUUUGAAUACUAAUAGCUAAACAAUCUUGUAGAUAAAUCUUCGAAUGUAAUUAGCAUCUUGUCUUACAUUUGUAUGUAUAUUCUGUAAAUAUUUAUUAAACUGUAAAUAUUUUUUAA